Molecule: messenger RNA, 459 nt
Organism: Uncinocarpus reesii 1704
Lineage: Eukaryota; Fungi; Ascomycota; Eurotiomycetes; Onygenales; Onygenaceae
Exons: 2
Coding region: 1-459 (152 amino acids)
Source: RefSeq, a predicted model, not a curated record
AUGGCUGAAUCUGUGAGAAGUGGCGCGGUGCCUGAUCCGGCGCCCUGCCAAGCUGUCCGCGGCACUCCAGCGGCCUUGAAGCCAUGCCAAUUUGGGGAAGGACAAGAUGCGGGGAGCGCGGGGACUGCCAAGACGAGCGGCGGUGGGCGGGCUCCGCUUGCAUGUGACCCUCCGCGCCAUUUGACCAAUUGCCGCGCGAUUAACUUUCCACCGCGCUCAGUUGCACUCACGCUAUUCCCGUCAUCACUCACAAUGCCACCAGAGGCGACGUCGAUGCUGGAAGCGAUGGAACGAUUCACUGGCUUCGGAUUCUUCUCAACCCUGGCUCCAGGGUUCGCCACCUUCCGGCUGUCUUUGCACGGUGACAAGGUCAGCCGCAGAGGCACCAAUGCUUGGAAAGGAUCGUCGCUUCCGUAUCGUGUGCCACCCACGUCAACUCGCAUCUCCGGGGAGCCGUGA